This is a messenger RNA of Hermetia illucens (black soldier fly), 723 nucleotides long. RefSeq names its product protein CREG1-like. The record is from RefSeq and is a predicted model, not a curated record. Bases 64 to 702 code for a protein of 212 amino acids. NCBI's taxonomy places the organism in Eukaryota, Metazoa, Arthropoda, Insecta, Diptera, Stratiomyidae. The transcript is spliced from 4 exons.
UGUGGAUUACUGGUUAUAAGUCUAGUUACUCUGUUCCCUGGAUAAUCAGAAGAAAUAGUGAGAAUGGCGAUUAGGAGUUUGCAAUUGUGCUUGGUUUUCGCAGUGUUAGUCCAAUUAGCCGUGAGUGCAAUAGUGAAAGAUGACUUGAUUUUUGGCCUUCCCGGAUUCAACAACAAGGCUCGUACUGUGCGGAAGUUGGUUCACAAUGCAAACUGGACGUCGCUGGCAACAAUUUCAUCAAACCAAUUGGCCGGGUUUCCUAUGAUAGACGUUGUUGCAGUUGCUGACAGUCCGGUCGGAGGAGACUCUACAGGAAAUAUUUAUUUCUAUUUGUCCGGCUCAGGUUUCGUUACCCAAAAUAUCAAUGUAAUUAACAAUGUUACCGCACUUUUUGUCACGGACGAUGAAUUGGACUGUCAAAAUCAGAACAUGGGUUCCUUGCAACCAUCAUGCUCACAAGCUGUUAUUAGUGGAAGUGUGAUACAGCUCAAUGUCGGCUCACAAGCAUAUACCCAAGGACAAACAGCUGUUCUAAGUCGACACCCCGCUUCAACAAACUGGAUACAAAAUAACAAUUACUACUUAUGUCAAUUGAAUGUGGAAAAUGUCUACCUAUUCGAUUCCGACGGAGUUCAUAAUAUUUCAGUGAAAGAUUAUUAUAACGACAAAAUAUUUGGAAUAUUCAGUUUUGAAGAACAAUAAUUCUGGUUAAACAAAAAAAAA